Fusarium sp. VM40 is the source of this 2118-nucleotide messenger RNA. The record is from the annotation of a GenBank genome assembly. Lineage: Eukaryota; Fungi; Ascomycota; Sordariomycetes; Hypocreales; Nectriaceae.
AUGUCUGUGCUUGUCCCUCGGAUUCCAGUGGCCAUCUACUUAUACAGACAAGACCCAAGCAAUUCUCUAGAAGCUUCGCGCUCAUCUUCGACAUCUUCUUCCCCUUCGAAACGACGAUCGGUUUCGAGUAUGACAGGUCUACUGCCGCUUGCUUUGCCAGCCCCACGCUCAGACACGCCCGGUAUCUUACUUGACGAGGAGACCAUGGACGAUAUGAUGGAUUGUUUCCCUGAGAUGCUCGCCAGGGAUCUGGAAAACUCAAGCUCAGUAUUCAUGUCCAAGAACAUGACCGCCGGUAUGCCCUCCGGGCCUGUCUGGUUCGCAGAGAGCCAGAGCAACAGUCGGAUCAUAUCACCCAGCAGUAGAAUUAUCACUUCUCCAUACCAAUCAGGAUCUGUAGGAGUACAGAACCUGGGAUCAAUAGAGGAACGUCAAUCAAUGGUGUCUUUCCUCGAAUACAGAGGUCAAGUCGAUGAAGAGUGCGAAUCAGACGUGGAGUCUAUUUCAUCAACCGAAUCAUCUCCUGGGGCUAUUGACAUCCCCUCGACCAAUUUGUGCGAGCAGUCUAUUGUCACGGCGGCUACAUCUCUUACAUCAGCCAGCGGCAACCUCCCUUCGCCCAAGAGUCUGCCACCACACGAGCGAGGACAAGGGGAGAGUUGGAUUGACGUUGAUUCUGACAGCGAUGACGAGGUUGGGCCUGAAAUUCGGGAGCAACUCAUCACACCUAAAGGAGCAAUUGCUCUAUCACCUCGGCCUCCUACACCAUCAAAUGCGGAGCCGACGUUCGACAUCACGGUCAUGAUGGAGGCCCCUGGACGUCGUCUUCACAGAGCACAAUCCUGUAUCGACGAAUCUUCCAACCACACAUAUCAGCAUAGAAGGAAGAUUUCGGCCAAAUCCAUGGAUGCGCCAACCAUCCCGCCUAGAAAAGCAUCCCUUACUUGUGCGACAGACCCAUUGGAUACAACUGCUAUUCUCAGAAUACCAGAAUUUAAUUCGCGCAUAUCGCCCGACAACCAUGGUUACACCAAACAAUCACCCUCUUACACUCACCGUUUUCGAGAUGAGACCGACAACAACACAAUCCUUCUCAAAUCAGACUUUGGAUCUAUAGAGCUCGAGCUCGAAAUCGAGGACGAAGAUACCUACAUGGCCCAUUAUCCCCCACCACCACCAAUGUCCCGACCGGAUACAGUUUACAUCGAACAGACACCACCGCCAUCACCAUUACCCACAGUUGAGUCUUGGCUGGACGACUCAAACCCUCCUUAUCUAUCUCAAAUUCCUGUCGAUGACUUGGUAAAGGCCGUUCCCCUCCCGCCUGAUAUCAUAGAAACGCUCAGAGUCUCAAUUGCCUGCUUCCCCGAAACAAUGCUGCUGUCAUCGGGCUUGACAAUAGAGACAAUUCGCUCGUACUCAAAGAAAGUCAGACAACCUUUACCGGAUACCUGGGCCGAUCCAGCCACCGACUCAUCAACACUGCACCCUCGAAAGUCCAUCUGGAAGAAGGUUGUUUCACAUGGCCGCGACUCAGCAAGCGCCAGACGUCACCGGUUACACUCAUAUGAUAGUAACACCCACUCCAGCGCUGUCUCUGCUACUGCCGCUUCACCAGUGCCAUGGGCAUCGCUGCGACAUGUGUUUUCUGGAUGCUCAGAUUACAUCUGUGACGCCUUGUAUGCGCAUAUUGUUGCAUACAACUACGUUUCACGAGUCCCCCGUAACCAGCCCUCAGGCCACCGAGCGUCAACAUCAGAUUCAAAAUCGCAAGGCGAAAACAUCCCUAAGAAAGCUGCCUCGCUUCUUGGACUCGUCACGCCUCAGCUUCAUCCCACACCCAGCGUCGGCCGUUUCGCCAGGAAGUUCAGCGCUCCUCUCAAUGUCAUUGGCUUUGGAAAGGAGGAAACAUCUACGGCAACUGUCCACGACAACGCAACACGGAACAUUGAGUCAGGCCUGCUCCGCUGCAUCUCUCGACUUGUAGCCACCGCUAGGAUGAUCGCCGUAGAGGGGACUGAAGAAGAGAGGAUAAUGGAUACCGAGCCACAGGAGAUUGACAUUAUCUUUGUGAAGAGUCUCUGCGAGAUUGUAAGACUAUCCGAGGAGGCUGCAUGA